UUUGUGCAGCAGCCGCGAAUCAGGCCUCCCAUUUGGCAAGAUCUGCCCUCGCGUGUCGCGCUCUGUCCGCCAUGUCCUGAGGCUGACGACCGACGCGACGUCCAUCAGCAACGGACGUCCAUCUUUCCACCGGUGAGGGCGUGUAUCCACUCGCUGCACGUCGGCGGCGUGAAGGGUCGGCGCACGUCGCCUAGCGCGCCACAUCCAGGGCUGAGUAAGGGCCAUGUCCGGUGACGAGAUUCUCGUCGCGCAUCUCCUCCGCGACAUCUGCCUCCUCCGCGCGAUGAGCGCUCCGCCAUGGACAUGCAAUGACCGGAAGCGCCGGCGGCAUGCAGACUCCUCCCGACAGCGACUGGGAGGUGCGGCGGGAGGAUGCCGAUGACGACAGCGACGAGUGGGUUCGUGCCGGACGCAAGCAACGGCGCCACCUCGAAUCCUCCAAGCAUGUGGCCGCUGCUGCGUGGAAAGACAAGCAAAUCGUGCGACGGCAAAGGCGCAACCUCCGACAACAGCCUCCCUUGACUCCAGACAGCGGCAGCGAUGUCGGGCUGUUGGUGUACAAACCGACUUCUUCCACGACGCGCUUGCGGACGGAGCUCGUCGACAUGAUGGUCCGGACGCAUCGCAGCGAGAUCUGGUACGAUUUGGUGCCCGCACGCAUCGGCCACAGCGAUGCUAUCGAUUCCGCCGCCAAAGCGCUGGUCAAGGCCUCAGACUUUGCUCAGAAGCGCACCAAUGUCACCGAAGAGAGCUGCCUGAGUAGCUACAAUCGUGCUCUCGCUGCGGUACGCGAUGGCAUGAUCAAGUCGUCCUCCGGCGACGACCUCCUGUGUGCUGUUGCAUUACUGGUCAACUUCGAGCGUUUGUUCUCCGGCUGGACCUCCGCGCCGAUGAGAUCGCACAUGCAUGGCAUCAUGGCAAUCUUCAUGGCCCAGGCCAAAGGGUCCCAACAAAAGCCACCUUCAGAGUUGACACGCACGCUGGUAUACGUAUUCUGGGCAGUAGGCUUCAUCGGACCCUGCGUGAUGGGCAUCCCGUCUCCCCUGGAGAUCCCGCGGUACUUGGACAUGGAACCGGUGCUGUUUGCCAAGGACCGCAUGUCGUGUCCCUCGCACGUGGUCGCGCGAUUGAGGAAGUUGGGCAACCAGCACUUUAUCCGACUGCCGCGCUUGAUCACUCUGAUGAAGGGCGUACAAGUAGAGCAGAAGCUAAUGAACAUUGAGCCUGCGCUUAAUCUCGCGAAGGAACUUCUGGACCUGCAGGACGAGGACGCAGAGACGGAGUUGCUCCACCAUGUCACUGUUCAAAAGACAGAAGAGGCAGAGGGAGUCGAAACGAUGACGUAUCUGAUGAAGUUCAACACGAUGCCGGAGUUCGAAGCAGCCAUGCAUUAUUGGUCCACUCGCAUGUUCCUGUUCCGAUUGUGCUGGCGAAUGAGUCGACUGUUCGCAAGCAAGUACCAGGCACGGGACAUGUGGUCCAAAGAGAAGCUAGAAUCGCAGAUCUCCAGAAUGGGCGCUAAUGUCCUCAUGGCCGCGCCUUGGGGACUGGGAAAAGGUGAGACGGGUCGUAGCUGUUGUGUGCUUGACUUGGUAGCAGUGUGGGGUGCAUUGAAUGACUUUGAUGUCUUCGCGGCGCGGAAGAUGACACCAGCGAAGGCGCGAUCGCUGCUGCUGUAUGCUGGAAAGCAAGUCAUGUCGUUGUCAGGUCCAACGGCAGACGCCGAGUGUGGAGAACGGUUGAGUGCUGCGGCCGAGUUGUUUGUUGGAGGUCAGAGCAAGGGCAUUCUGGCUUUCACCUUUUCAAAAUCUUCGGGCUGAAUGUGAAGGACUGGUGGCCGAAAUCUAUUUCGCUUUCUCAGCGUUUGCAUGAGGAAUUUCGCUUGCAGAACGCCUUGCCUCUGUGCCCGACUGCUGGUCCAUGGACCCAGUCGCCGGAAAUAUGUAUCCUGGUUUGCAUGGAGCGGCGCAUGGCAUGAUAUCUGGAACAAAUUCCUCGGAAGAGUCGAUCAGGUCCUCACCACACAUUGUGGAACAAAGUACGUGUCGGUUGAGCCGAGCGAAAGCCAGAGCGACCAAGAUCAUCAAUGUCGCUACCAUGAUGAGGAUCCGUUCCCCUCUGCCCGGGGAGGCCGCCAUUGGAACAGUGCAGACUCGCACACCAUGCCAACUUGAACUGCAUUCCGUCAAUUGAGUGCAUGUGGUGCAUGUGGUGAGGGGGUACAAGAUAUAGAUAGAUGGCAGCACCUUCGUUGCCGCGUUCAUUGCACAGGUCUCUGGUGGAGCAUCUUCAGCUAUCUAUCCACCGAUUCGUUACCGUUGAUGCAUCGUCGCUGCCUCCCCUUACCCAGCUUGGAUCUGGUAAGGUACGGAACGUGCCUAGCGCCGCCCGCCAAUUACCAAAGCUCGAAAUUCUCGUCCAAGCUCCAACCA
Molecule: messenger RNA, 2432 nt
Organism: Cercospora beticola
Lineage: Eukaryota; Fungi; Ascomycota; Dothideomycetes; Mycosphaerellales; Mycosphaerellaceae
Source: RefSeq, a predicted model, not a curated record